This is a messenger RNA of Zeugodacus cucurbitae (melon fly), 708 nucleotides long. RefSeq names its product NADH-ubiquinone oxidoreductase chain 6-like. The transcript is spliced from 2 exons. Gene Ontology annotation, molecular function: NADH dehydrogenase (ubiquinone) activity. Gene Ontology annotation, cellular component: mitochondrion. NCBI's taxonomy places the organism in Eukaryota, Metazoa, Arthropoda, Insecta, Diptera, Tephritidae. The record is from RefSeq and is a predicted model, not a curated record.
AUGUUUUUGUUAAACAGACAACUAUUUUUAUACACAUCUACAUUAAUUUCAAGACUUAUUUUUAUUCAAAUAAACCAUCCUUUAGCUAUAGGGUUAAUAUUAUUAAUCCAAACUUUACAAAUUUGUUUAUUAACAGGAUUAAUAGCAAAAAGAUUUUGAUUUUCUUAUAUUCUAUUUCUAAUCUUCCUGGGAGGAAUACUAGUUUUAUUUAUUUAUGUAACCUCUCUAGCUUCAAACGAAAUAUUUUCUUUAUCUAUAAAAUUAACUACUAUUUGUGUAAUAGCUACAGCAACUCUUAUACUAAUCUCCGUAUUUAUAGAUAAAUCAUCAACAACAUGCUUUAUACAAAAUCUAGAAAUACAACCGUUUAACCAAAUAAAAAGUAUUCUUCCAGAAAACGCUCUAAAUCUACAUAAACUAUAUAACUUCCCCACAAAUAUAAUCACCAUUCUAUUAAUAAACUACCUUUUAGUUACUUUAAUUGCUGUAGUAAAAAUUACUAAAUUAUUUUAUGGUCCUCUUCGGCCAAUAAACUAAUGAACAAACCUUUACGAACCCAACACCCCUUAUUUAAAAUUGCAAAUAAUGCUUUAGUAGAUCUACCAGCUCCUGUAAAUAUUUCAGCUUGAUGAAAUUUCGGCUCCCUACUAGGAUUAUGUUUAAUUAUUCAAAUUAUAACAGGAUUAUUCUUAGCUAUACAUUAUACAG